Messenger RNA from Trypanosoma theileri, 732 nucleotides. RefSeq lists its product as uncharacterized. NCBI's taxonomy places the organism in Eukaryota, Euglenozoa, Kinetoplastea, Trypanosomatida, Trypanosomatidae. The transcript has a single exon. The record is from RefSeq and is a predicted model, not a curated record. The coding region runs from base 1 to 732 and encodes 243 amino acids.
AUGACCAGUGAAGUAUCGAGAAUUCCUAAGGAUGAUAAUGAUAAUACACAAGGUGAUACUACACAAACACCAUGUGGAAAUUCUCGUGAUUCGGUGGUAAUAGAAGAAGUUUCCCAUAUAUCAACGUCUUUAGAUAAAGAAAAAGGCGAACGUUUUGAUUUUAGUCAACAACCUCCUUUUCCAUCACAAUCGUACACUUCUUCAAAUGGUGAUUUUCUUCAUCUUUUUGGAGCAAAUAGCAAAAUUGGGGUACCAUCGAUUCAUUGCUACUCUCCAUGGACCGUUAAGGAUAGUGAUGAUUGUUCUUUAUUAGCCUCUAUUGAGGUAGAUGAUGAUGAAAAGGACUUUACUUUAGGAGUUUGUGGAGCUCAAGAACGUGUUAUAGGGACAUUUAUUCAGUAUUUCGCAAGUGGGCAAACAUUACACCCUAUGGGAACACAGGAAGUACGAAAGUUUUGUAUUUGCCCUUGGCAUCGUCAGGCAGUUCUUCUUGACCUAUUAGAUAAUCGAAUAAUUUCAUGCAUUCAACUUCCUUCUGCACAGUUUUGCCGAUUAAGGAGUGAAGAAAAAGGGAAACCGAUUCAAUCGGAGAACGUACAGACUGCACCUACUGGUCCAGAUGAAUGGCGUGUUGUAAUUGAACAUAAGGGUCAAGGUUUUAUACGUUUUUAUGAUAUGGAGAGACGUAAAGGAUGUUGUUACUGUGAUGCCCCUUUAUCGUAUUUUAGUUGA